ACUUGUGUGCGGUGUGACGUAUGGGAUUCCCCAAUGACAGUUCGAAAAGGAAUGAAAAAACAGCUGUUUAGAAAGGGGCGCAUGCGCUCGUUUAGGAGCCGGCUUUUGAUCUCUGCACUUCCUCUUCCUGUAACACGGCACAAUGGCGUCCGGAACCCUCUACACGUACCCAGAGAACUUCAGGGCGUACAAGGCCCUGAUCGCAGCCCAAUUUUCCGGUGCGCAGGUUAAAGUCGCCGAAGACUUUGUUCUUGGUGAAACCAACAAGUCCGAUGCCUUUUUGAAAAAAUUCCCCCUUGGAAAGGUUCCAGCUUUUGAGACUGCUGAUGGAAAAUACAUUACGGAAAGCAAUGCCAUUGCUUAUUAUGUUGCCAACGAGCAGUUGAGAGGAAAGACCGAUGUUGAACGAGCUGAGAUCGUACAAUGGUUUGGAUUUGCCGAUUCAGAGAUUCUUCCUGCUAGCUGCGCAUGGGUUUUCCCAUUACUAGGCAUCAUGCAAUACAACAAACAGACUAUCGAUCAUGCGAAGCAGGAUGUGCAUCAAGCAUUAACGGUUUUAAACUCGCAUCUGUUAACAAGGACCUACUUAGUUGGUGAACGUCUUACUUUGGCAGAUAUCAGCGUUGCUAUGACUCUGUUACAUUUAUACCAGUAUGUUCUGGAACCAAGUCUCCGAAAGUCAUUCCAAAAUGUUAACAGAUGGUUCCAGACUAUCAUUUAUCAACCAGAGUCUAUCAAAGUCAUUGGCAACUUCAAAUUGGCUGAUAAAACUAUCGCCCCAAAAAAAGAAAAGAAAGAGAAAGCCAAAGAGGCUAAGGAAGCAAAGGAACCAAAACAGGCUAAGGAGCACAAAAAGGAUACGAAAGAACCAGCUGAGCUACUUGAUGAUUUACCUGCUGAACCCAAAACUAAGGAUCCUUUCGAUUUAAUGCCUAAGGGUACCUUUGAUAUGGACAGCUUCAAGCGUUGUUAUUCGAACGAAGAUGAAUCCGUUUCAAUACCUUUUUUCUGGAAAGAAUUCGAUCCUGCACAUUACAGUAUCUGGUUUGGAGAAUAUAAAUACCCUGAGGAAUUAACAAAGGUGUUCAUGUCUUGCAAUCUCAUCGGUGGUAUGUACCAGCGACUUGAUAAGAUGCGGAAGGCAGCUUUUGCCAGUGUUUGUCUGUUUGGUGAAGACAACAACAGCACUAUCAGCGGUAUUUGGGUAUGGCGCGGACAAGAGUUGGCAUUCCCGCUCAGUCCUGACUGGCAGAUUGAUUACGAGUCGUACAAUUGGGAAAAAUUAGACCCAGCUAAAGAGGAAACUAAAAAGUUAGUACAGCAGUACUUCAGCUGGACUGGCACUGACAAAGAAGGCCGCAAGUUUAACCAAGGAAAAAUUUUCAAAUAGAGUUCCUCUAAAGCUCGAAAUAAAAUCGUUAUUUACACGAAAUAAAUAAUAAAACAAUGAACUUCCGGCUAUGAGAUUUUCCACGCAAUAUCCUCAUGAAUCCUUUGCAUAUGACAUGUCUACGAAUGCCUCAGCUUGAAAAUGAAUUACAUGUAUCCCAACAUAACACUAUAACAGUUCUGAUUUCAGAACAAUAUUAAAUCCUUUGAAUAAUUUGACUUUGACUUUUUUCCCGGCAAAGCAAGAAACCAGAACCCUCCAUUUGUAAAGUUAAGAAUGUUAUUAUUUGCAAAAUAAAACAUAUUUGCAGUAAA
Molecule: messenger RNA, 1704 nt
Organism: Athalia rosae (coleseed sawfly)
Lineage: Eukaryota; Metazoa; Arthropoda; Insecta; Hymenoptera; Athaliidae
Gene: eEF1gamma
Product: elongation factor 1-gamma
Exons: 7
Coding region: 143-1390 (415 amino acids)
Biological process (GO): translational elongation
Cellular component (GO): nucleus; cytoplasm
Molecular function (GO): translation elongation factor activity
Source: RefSeq, a predicted model, not a curated record